AUGGAGUACGACAAUCAGACGCUUCAAAUGGGUCAUACUACCCGUACGCUUUCACACUACUGCCCCUGGCAAGCCGACAAACCUCAAACAAUCCCCCGAGGCCAAUGGCCCGCCGAAGAAGGUCUCCAAUGGGGUUCAGAUCCCAGCUUCUGCUAUCACGGCUAUUCCAGUCCCAUCGGCACCUGGACAGAGGAACGGCUCGUGCAAAACCUGAUGCGGAAUAUGGCCAGUUUCUGUACCAGCAUGAAUCUAGGCUUCGAUAUCCCCCAAAUCAUAGAUGAGCCACCUCAGAAGCCUAUACUGGAUGCAUCGCAACUGAAUGGAUUCACCCUUCCCAUGUUCCAGCCCUCGAUGUCUCCACAAAGCGAACGACUCUCCGAGACACCAUCCUCGCCAUUUUCAUCCUCAUCGAGCCAAGGCCAAAUACUCUCUUCAGACGAUAAUGAAUGCUCACAACGGCCAAGCUGCAUCAAGUCCAGAGCUAAUUCCACACAAAGAAAGAGAAAGUGUGUGCAAAAGCCAGGGCAAAAAUUGUGCCACUGCCGAUCGGAAAAGAAGAGAAGAGAGUUUGUUGGAGAGCGAUAUAAAGAGCUCUCUCGUAUUGUACCAGGGCUCAGGGAACAAUCAUACACAAGGAAAUAUGUUCUCGAGGAAGCUGCACUGUGGAUACAAAGCUUGGUCCAGGGCAACGAUUCCCUACAUGAACAACUGAAGCAGUUGAAGGAACAGGAAAAGUUGAAUCAGUAG
This is a messenger RNA of Penicillium coprophilum, 747 nucleotides long. Its product is annotated as basic helix-loop-helix domain-containing protein. Gene Ontology annotation, molecular function: protein dimerization activity. Lineage: Eukaryota; Fungi; Ascomycota; Eurotiomycetes; Eurotiales; Aspergillaceae. The transcript has a single exon. The record is from RefSeq and is a predicted model, not a curated record. Bases 1 to 747 code for a protein of 248 amino acids.